GAGCGGGAGCGGCCCCGGAUGGAGGCCGCCGCCAUUUAGACGGCCCGCAGCGGCAGGCGCCGGGCCGCCGGGGGUGUUGGGGAGUUGCUGCCGCCGGCGCAGCCGCCAUGAGGCGCUUGUCGCAUCUGCUGGUGCUCGCCCUGCUCGUCUUCCCCGCCGUACUGCUGCUCGGCGGCGGCCCAGAUUCAGGUUUAUUAGUUGCAGCUCAAGAUGCUACAGAAGAUGAGGAAGCUGUGGAAGAUACGGUAGUUGAAGAUGAAGAUGAUGAAGCUGAAGUUGAAGAGGAUGAGCCAACAGACUUGACAGAAGAAAAAGAGGAAGAAGACUUGUCAGGAGAACCUAAAGCCUCACCUAGUGCUGAUACAACCAUCUUAUUUGUGAAAGGUGAAGACUUUCCAGCAAACAACAUCGUAAAAUUUUUGGUAGGCUUCACCAAUAAGGGUACAGAGGAUUUCAUUGUUGAGUCUCUCGAUGCUUCUUUCCGGUAUCCUCAAGACUACCAGUUUUAUAUCCAGAACUUCACAGCUCUCCCUCUGAAUACAGUAGUUCCACCACAGAGACAAGCCACGUUUGAGUACUCUUUCAUUCCUGCUGAGCCCAUGGGUGGUCGUCCUUUUGGACUAGUUAUCAAUCUCAACUACAGAGAUGUAAAUGGCAAUGUGUUUCAAGAUGCUGUCUUCAAUCAAACUGUUACAAUUAUUGAAAAAGAAGAUGGGCUGGAUGGAGAAACGAUCUUCAUGUACAUGUUCCUCGCUGGACUUGGUCUACUUGUCAUUGUUGGCCUACAUCAGUUACUAGAAUCUAGGAAGAGGAAAAGACCAGUACAGAAAGUAGAGAUGGGAACGUCAAAUCAGAAUGAUGUUGAUAUGAGCUGGAUUCCCCAAGAAACUUUAAAUCAAAUAAAUAAAGCUUCACCGAGGAGGUUGCCCUACAAGAGGGCACAGAAGAGAUCAGUGGGCUCUGAUGAGUAAAUGUUAACUAGUACAACAGUUGAACCUUUACUAAUCCUGCCUGUUUGGGUUUUUUUUUGGAUUGGAGUAGUGCAGAGAAUCCAUAUCACCAUAAGGAAAAUACUGCUAAACAUUUGGACUGAACAGAAUAACUGAGUGGUGUUAAUAUUACAGAGAAUGCACUUCUCUUUUUUUUUGUUAAUUGUUGGGGGCCUGGGGGGGAGGUAGCCAUUAAGAUUUGUGCCUGCGUGUGUAAGCAGUUGGUUUUAACAGAACCAUGUUACCUGAAAUGUGCCUUUAGAGUUCUUUGUAAUGCUGGCUUGUCAUCUGUAUGCUGUCUUUGAAGGAAUUUUCUCCUCCCCUAAUCUGAAUGUCUAGUGGCUUAAUCUGUCUUGAUUGUGUCAUGUCUGUAUCAGAAUCUGUAUGCAUUUCUCAUUUUUAGUAAGUAACUUUCUUCUCUACAGUCUGCACACACUGAAAUUUGUGUGUGUGGUCCUAUUUCAGUGGCAAGGCACUGAUCAUCUAGAUUUCUGCAUUGUUUGCAUUCUAAAGGCACAAUUGGGUAUAGCUGCUCGUAGUGGUAGAUACUUUGCUGCUGUUUUGAUCUGGGCAUGCAGUGACCUAAAAACCUGAACUUAUCUGCAUAGAUGUUAGGAAUACUCUUACACAGCAGCAGAACUUGUGAAGCAUGGAAUUUGUGUGCUGAACUGGUAUUACUACAUAAAUUUUUUUAUACCCAACUUGUUAAAUUGUUAGUUAUUGAGUUGUGCCAGCAGCUUAAGUAUUCUGAUUAUAGUGGUAGCUCUGCAGUGUUUACUCCAGAAAUUAUUGAAUAAGCCAGGAAAAAUGUCUCAGUAAGUUCUUGGUUCUCUCACAAAAACUAGAAUGUCAUAUAUAUCAAAACAUGGACUUUUCUUAAAGCUUUACAUGAGGCAAGGACUUUGCAUUUACUGUACAAACUUGAAACUGAAUUUGAAAACCUGUUGGUUUGACAUAAUCUUUUUAAAUGGCAAAAUACUUAAUUCACCCUUUGCAGUUUGUAAAUCUCAAACUUCUUCCCACUGGUCAGUAUGUUGGUCUGAGGUUUUGGAGGUUUUUUUUUUAAUUGCUUCUGCUUUCCUACUAGUAACACAGAUGCAUAUCCAUUAUUAACUACAUGUUAGUUCAGUGCUAAAGCAGAAGAGCUAUAUGCAAUCGAAAUGGGAUUUCUUUCACGGCAGGCACAGCUUACAUGGCUACCAGGUACUGAGGUAUUGAUCCACAUCUGUUGCAUUUAGGAAUUUAACAGUAAAAAGAGCAGAUGAUGGAGAGUGUCAGUUUGCUGCCAUUCAGGCACGUGGACAAGGCUUGAAUUAAUUGUUUGCAUCUCAGCUGCAUCUCAGCCUGUGUCUGAAGGUUUGCUGGAAGCUUGUUGAGCUCAGGAAGAGGCACUGAUUUUUGAGACCUCAGCUUUCUUCUUUUUCCUCCCCUUCCUGAUCUCCACGUGUGAAAGUGCUCUUUUAGGUCUGCACUUGCUCUGCAGGGACUGAGCUGCUGAGUUGGUGAAUGCUGAGCAAUACUUGCAAAUUAUAUCACAGUGUGUUUGAAGCAUCUAAACUCUGAAAUGACAUGUACUGUUACUAUACACUUUGUCAGAAUGAACUGUGAAGAUGUUCUUGACUCAUCUUGCUGUGGAAAAUAUAAGAAUAGGAAAAACAGCCUCAAAGAUUCUUCGGUCAACUUCCUGACAAUAUAGCUGGCCCAGACAGAGUAUUUUGAAUAGUUGAGUGCUGAAUAGUUGUCCAGAUCACUUGGCAAACAGCUGAAUGCUAUCGUCAUAGGAGGUAUCUCCACUCAGUUGUGAGGAGCAACUUUGCCUUUAAUGAUGUAAUCUGGCUGGUUUGAGUUUAUGGGCUUCCAUUCAAACUUGUAUUGAUUCAACAAUGUGUCUAAGUGCUUUGUAUACUAAAGCCCUAUAGCUAUCACAGCACUUGGUGUACUGAACUACUAAGUUCCCUCUCUUGGAUUAUGUCUGUAACCUGAAAUCAAAGAGAUUUUGGUUUUUAUCUGUUGUGCUAAUAGUUAAACUGUGUACUCUAAAUUCUUCCUGAGAUAGGAAGGUAUUCUUUUGAGGGGGUGAUGGUGAGAGCUGCUCUAGAUGCAGUAGUGCUCCAGGAAAAAAGACAAAGGAUCAGAACAGAGGAUACUAAUUCGUAAUAUCCUGGUUUUAUUUGUUCAGAUAAAUAGUUUAGCCCUCCUAAUUGUGUUUUAGAGCAAGUUAGACCUUUAGAAAUCUUAGGCUGACAGGACUUAGAGAAGCUGAAGGACUGAGGCACUGUACAAAUAAGAAAUGCCCAGCUGUCCAACUGACUCAUCAGUGACCUGGAGGAAGGGGCAGAAGCGCCCUCAGCAAGUCGCUGACGAUACAGAGCCGGGAGGAGCGGCUGAUCCACCCGAAGGCUGCGCUGCCAUUCAGCGAGGCCUGGGCAGGCUGGAGAGCUGGCGGAGAGGGACCUCAUGGCGUUCAGCAAAGGCCCGUGCAGGGUCCUGCCCUGGGGAGGGACAGCCCCGCGCACCAGCACGGGCUGGGGCUGAGGGCUGGGAGGCAGCUCUGCGGGGAAGGACCUGGCAGUGCUGGUGGGCAGCCAGUUGCCCGUGGGCCAGCAGUGUGCCCUGGUGGCCAAGAAGGCCCACGGGACCCUGGGGUGCGUGAGGAGGAGCGUGGCCAGCAGGUCGAGGGAGGUGAUCCUGCUCGGCCCUGCUGAGGCCGCACCUGGAGUGCUGGGUCCAGUGCUGGGCUCCCCAGUUCAGGGGAGACUGGGAACUGCUGCAGAGGGGCCAGCGGAGGGCCAUGGCGAUGGUGAGGGGGCUGGAGCACCUCCCUGGUGAGGAAAGGCUGGGAGAGCUGGGCCUGUUCAGCCUGGAGAAGAGAAGCCUGAGAGGGGACCUUAUCAAGGUCUGCAAAUACCUCAAGGGCGAGUGCCCAGAGGCCGGGGCCGGGCUCCUUUCAGUGGUGCCCAGCCACAGGGCAAGGGGCAACGGGCACAAGCGGCAACACAGGGAGCUCCGUCUGAACGGGAGGGAAAACUUCUGCACCUCGAGGGUGCCGGAGCCCUGGGACAGGCUGCCCAGAGAGCCUGUGGGGUCUCCUGCUCUGGGGACAUUCCAGACCCGCCUGGAUGUGACUGUGCAGCCCUAGGAGACCCUGCUUCAGCAGGGGUUGGGUAGAUGCUCUCCAGAGGUCCCUUCCAACCCCGACUGUUCUGUGGUUCUGUGAGAUAAGUAUUUGAAGGUUUCAGCAUCCUUCUGCGCUCGGCGGUUAACAUCCAAAUGCUUAUGUUCUAAGCAUGAAAGAAGAAACAGUUUAGCACCUGGCAUAGGAAUUAGCAAUAGGAAAGUGCAGUUGUACCAAGACUGUCUUUCUGAUCUUAAAACUUGGCACUCAUGUCGAUGGUUCUCAUAGUAACUUUCUCACCCAGAAGCAGUUUGUAAGAACAGUGCCCAGCAGUCCGCUAUCGUGCAUGAUAAAUGAAGUAACAGUUUUGAAUUCCUUGUUUCUUGUUAAGUUUGCUGCAGUUGAAAUUUAGCAAUAACGUUCUCAUGUAUAGUGGUAAUUGAACUUUGGCAUCUCUUACGUUAGUCUGGUGAAUAAGCCAGUCUACUACAAUUGGAUUUCUUCAAAUGGGAGAACAUAGUUGUUGCUUUAUCCUGUUUAUCAACAACUUUUAUUUUGGUACUUGAAACUUCUGCUCAAUUUUUAAGCACAUUCAGAUAGCUUAGUGUGGCAGAUAUGUUACUGGAUAUCGUUAUUAUCAGCUGAGUAGGAUAUAGUUUCAUGAACUUUAAGAUGGAAAAGUAGCAAUUCUGCCUGUCUCUGUGCCACCCCUUUCCACGUGGCAGCACAAGCGUUUGUACACUAGUAUCCUUACCAGCCUGGUUUUCAGCAAGCUUACUGCACUGCUGCACAGCUGCUUGUGUGAGGUUAGGAGAAGAGGAGCAAGGAUUGUGACCAAAGAUGCAGACUGGGGUUUCUUCCUUACUAGUAGGAAAUGAUGAAAUGGUUUUAGACCACAAGUAAACUAUGGCCUUAGUGUGAAGGACCACUAUUUCUUUCUCACAGCUCCUUAACUAAUUCAAACUGAAGACUUAACAAGUCUAUACUUGGGUUAAGAAAAAACUUGCUUUAGAGUUCAUGUCUACAGUGGUAGCAAAGCAUCAGUUUAGUGACAUUUGAACUGCAUUUGAUACUUGUAGCCCUCUGUAUGCUGUUAUUUGUGACAACAGUUAAUUUUUUCCUGAUACCGUUUAACCUCAGAAAGAGUGUCUACUGUCAGACAAAUACAAAUAAGUAUCAUCUUUAAAACAAAUAAAUUGUAUGCUGUGGAGGUGAGUGGAGCAGACUAAGUGAUAGCAGCAUUUCUGCUUGUUUCAAAACAGUUACACUGAACAUUGUUCUUACCUUGAAACAGAUAUGACCAAAAGCAUCAUUCACUGUUUAUUCCUGGAAUGCAUGGUGCUAAACAAAAUGUUGCAAUUGAAAGCUCUCUGAUUUCAGGGAAGCAGCAGGAAAGUGAAAUAAUAGUGUAGACUGGUUGUCCUGUUUUUCAGUGUGCCUGAUGUACGGAGCAGCAGUUAAGAGGCAGUUCUCCAAAGGAAGGACAGUACCUACCUCAUAGGAGUGACACAAGGGCUGUUUCAGGAGUGUUUUAAAGUUACUUGAGACUUGCACAAUACACUUCCAUGGAGAUAGUAGGACACAGCACUAGGUGUAACUUGAUGGUAAUGACAUAGAUUCAUGUUAUACCAGUUUAAUCCCCUCACUGAAGAGAAUUUAGCAGCUUUUAUGCUAAGACUUUUCUUAAAUACACAGAGGAAUUGCAAUUAACUUACAAAAGAAGAGCAAAGCCAGAAAGUUUCUUCAGUUUCUGCAAGAGUUUAUACGGGGCUAAGUAACAUUCUUACGUUUUUCCAUUUAUCUCUAAAUUUUCCCAGGGAUUUUUUUUUUAAUCAAGUGAUAGAAAUGAUUGUUUGUAUAGGUACAAUCAACAGUCAGUUUAAGAAUGACUGCUUGUUUUGGAUGAUUAAGUUCAGAUGAUGUACUGCAAUUGAAAUGUUAAAUUAAAGUUUACUUUCUUA
Falco peregrinus (peregrine falcon) is the source of this 6065-nucleotide messenger RNA. It is a transcript of the gene SSR1, whose product is annotated as signal sequence receptor subunit 1. Gene Ontology annotation, cellular component: endoplasmic reticulum; endoplasmic reticulum membrane. Bases 108 to 971 code for a protein of 287 amino acids. The transcript is spliced from 8 exons. The record is from RefSeq and is a predicted model, not a curated record. NCBI's taxonomy places the organism in Eukaryota, Metazoa, Chordata, Aves, Falconiformes, Falconidae.